UAUAGUAGUCUAUGCAGCACUAAUUUUGUAGAAAUAUGGAAGGUAAAACAAGAUGUUUAGUUCUUCUGUUCUUGGUUAGGGUGUUGACGGUUGUAUCCACGGUCGAGGCGAUAAGGGGAGGUUUAAUUAGAGGCGGGCAGUCUUCAUUUGGUGAUGACGAGUUUAUCUCGGAUGGAGUGGUGGUGAAGGAUGAACAGAAGCAGCCGUGGACGCCGGAGUUAAUCCUUAGUUCUGAUCUUUCUGGUCAUGAAUGCGUGCAGUUCUAUGGCUUCCUCCCCUGCUCUUAUACUCCGACAGGCCACUUAUUUCUUGUUGUGGUCUAUGAAUAUCUCUUGUUCCACGCAGAAUCUUACGUUGCAAAUGGUGGUAAGAGAAUCUUCAAGCUUCAGGGUCCCGGUUUCUUGGGCACCAGCGCUUUCCAAGUCUUAGGAUUCUUACCAGAGGCCAUAAUACUCCUUGCAUCUGGGCUCCUGGAGGAUAAGGAAGUUGCCAAAGAGUAUGUUUUAACUGGUGUUGGUUUACUGGCUGGAUCGACCACUCUUCUUCUUACUCUUCUUUGGGGAACUUGUAUUCUCAUUGCGGCUCAAGAUUUUCCUUCUUCUACAAAUCCCACAAACUUUCUCACAGGUCGUGGUAUAACAACGGAUUCUGAGACUAAACACAUGGCUAGAAUCAUGGUCCUCUCAUUGAUACCUUUUGUUCUGUUUCAAAUUCCAGAAUCUAUGCAUUUAUCUGCGUUUGGAGAUCGGAUAGUCAUCUUAAUCACUCUUAUCUUAUCCGUUCUGUUUCUGCUUGCCUAUUUCCUUUACCAGUUCUUUGAACCGUGGAUCCAAAAAAGGACAUUGGAAUUCCUAAAGCACGAGUACUUUGUAGUAGAUGUUCUUCGGCAUGUGCAGAGACAUGUCAGCAGUAAGAUCCUCACCGAAGAUGGAACACCAAACACGCCGGCUAUAAAAAGGAUGUUUAAACAAAUAGAUGAAGAUGAGAGCAAUUCCAUCUCACUCCCUGAACCUAAGGUAAAAUUCGAAGAUUUGAGCGAGUACUGCAAUGUGUCUGAGAAAAUCAUGAACGAAUUAGACCUUGAUGGCGACAAAUUGAUUACAAAGGAAGAAUUUGUCGACGGAGUUUCAAAAUGGCUAAGCAAGGCAAAACAGGCUGGGGAUAGGAAACACCACACUAUUGAAGAAUUCAAAUGUAUAUACGAGAUAAUACAACCUCAUUUGGAGAAGAAAAUGAAAGAAAAUAAAUUGGAGAAACAAUUGUUAUCUGAAAUUUUAUUAAGCAUUCAUGAUUCUCAAAUUGAGAAGCUUUUACUUCAAGAUAGAACCCCAGAUGAAGAAGCUAUCAAGAGGUUGUUUUUCUCGUCUGAUGUUAACAAAGAUGGUUGUUUAUCCGAGGAGGAGGUAAAAGAAAUUGUCAUGAAAUUCAAUUGCUGCAACAUGCCAAUGGACGUAGACAAAUUAAUUGAGAAGAUUAUGGAGAAGCUUGACAUGAAUCGCGACAGAGUGAUAACACUAGACGAGUUCAUCCAUGGAAUGUCGAAACUGCUUCGUUACUCGGACAGCAUCAGUGGUACAGAUUCCGUAUCUGAGGAUGACCGCCAACAAAGAGAAUGGGAAGUGACGGACAUGUUGGUGGAAGACAGUAAGGUGGACAGGUCUUUGUGGGCGUGGGGGAAAGCGAUAGCGAUUUUAGCGAUUGGGAUAGGAAUGUUAGCGAUUCUAGCAGAACCGCUAAUAAAAAGCGUGGAGAUGUUAUCACGGUCAGCUAAUGUACCGUCUUUCAUGGUUGCUUUCAUACUAGUACCGGCAGCUAUGAAUGCUCGGGCAGUGAUAGGGGCAAUCAGGACUAUAAGUAAGAAGAAGGAAAGAACAACUUCUCUAACGUUUUCGGGGAUUUAUGGUCAAGUGUUGAUGAGCAACACUCUUGGGUUCUCGGUUCUUUUAGCGUUGGUUUACUUUCGGGGUUUGAGUUGGAACUUCACUGCUGAAAUCCUGGCUGUGUUGAUUGUUUGUGCUAUUGUGGGAAUCUCGGCUAGUUUCACCACCAAAUUUCCUGUUUGGGUGUCAAUUGUUGCAUACUUGUUGUAUCCAUGUUCAUUGUUCUUUGUCUAUCUUCUUGAUGAUGUCUUCAAAUGGUCUUAGUUAAGAAGAUGGAUAUUUGUCUAUCAUUAUCAUUUUCUAAGUGUGGUGUGGACUAUCUUUUGUUAAAAAUAAUGGAUCAUCAAUUUUAAUAAACUUGUUAUUUACAUUCCUUUA
Messenger RNA from Impatiens glandulifera, 2258 nucleotides. RefSeq names its product sodium/calcium exchanger NCL2-like. Gene Ontology annotation, cellular component: membrane. Bases 36 to 2144 code for a protein of 702 amino acids. The transcript has 6 exons. Lineage: Eukaryota; Viridiplantae; Streptophyta; Magnoliopsida; Ericales; Balsaminaceae. Gene Ontology annotation, biological process: intracellular calcium ion homeostasis; calcium ion transmembrane transport. Gene Ontology annotation, molecular function: calcium ion binding; calcium:proton antiporter activity. The record is from RefSeq and is a predicted model, not a curated record.